Messenger RNA from Rattus norvegicus (Norway rat), 5019 nucleotides. RefSeq names its product roundabout guidance receptor 4 (gene Robo4). Lineage: Eukaryota; Metazoa; Chordata; Mammalia; Rodentia; Muridae. Gene Ontology annotation, cellular component: membrane. The transcript is spliced from 18 exons. The coding region runs from base 81 to 3146 and encodes 1021 amino acids. The record is from RefSeq and is marked validated. Gene Ontology annotation, molecular function: signaling receptor activity.
AGUCACAAACAACUACCACCACCCCACCCCUCCCCUUCUUCCCUUACUGCAGUGAGCUCAGAACAACAGGACAAAAGUGUAUGGGACAAGGAGAGGAGCUGAGAGCAGCCGUUGACUCUGGAGGAAUGGGCCUCCUGGGGACUAAGUGUCCUCUGCCUCUACUGCUUCUUUUCAUCAUGGGAGGCAAGGCUCUGGAUUCUCCACCCCAGAUCCUAGUUCAUCCCCAGGACCAGCUACUUCAGGGCUCCGGGCCGGCCAAGAUGAGUUGCAGAGCAUCGGGCCAACCACUUCCCACUAUCCGCUGGCUGCUGAAUGGGCAGCCCCUCAGCAUGGCGACCCCAGACCUACAUUACCUCCAAUCAGAUGGGACCCUCCUGCUACAUCGGCCCCCUACCCAUGGACGGCCGCAAGACGACCAGAACAUUCUCUCAGCAAUCCUGGGUGUCUACACAUGUGAGGCCAGCAACCGGCUGGGCACAGCAGUGAGCCGGGGUGCUAGGCUGUCUGUGGCUGUCCUCCAGGAGGACUUCCGGAUCCAACCUCGGGACACAGUGGCCGUGGUGGGCGAGAGCUUGGUUCUCGAGUGUGGUCCUCCCUGGGGCUACCCAAAGCCUUCAGUCUCCUGGUGGAAAGAUGGGAAACCCCUGGUCCUCCAGCCAGGGAAGCGCACAGUGUCUGGGGAUUCUCUGAUGGUGGCAAGAGCAGAGAAGAAUGACACGGGGACCUAUAUGUGUAUGGCCACCAACAAUGCCGGACAACGGGAGAGUCGGGCAGCCAGGGUGUCUAUCCAGGAGUCACCGGACCACAAGGAGCAUCUAGAGCUUCUGGCUGUUCGAAUUCAGCUGGAAAAUGUGACCCUGCUGAACCCAGAACCUGUAAAAGGCCCCAAGCCUGGGCCAGCUGUGUGGCUCAGCUGGAAGGUGAGCGGCCCUGCUGCACCUGCCCAGUCAUACACAGCCCUGUUCAGGGCGCAGAGGGACCCCAGGGACCAGGGAUCUCCAUGGACAGAGGUGCUGCUGGAUGGCUUGCUGAAUGCAAAGCUUGGGGGUCUCCGCUGGGGCCAAGACUACGAAUUCAAAGUGAGACCGUCCUCCGGCCGGGCUCGAGGCCCUGAUAGCAAUGUGUUGCUCCUGAGGCUGCCUGAACAGGUGCCCAGUGCCCCACCUCAAGAAGUGACCCUAAGACCUGGCAACGGUAGUGUCUUUGUGAGUUGGGCCCCACCUCCUGCUGAAAACCAUAACGGUUUCAUCCGUGGCUACCAGGUCUGGAGCCUGGGCAAUGCCUCAUUGCCUGCUGCCAACUGGACCGUAGUGGGUGAACAGACACAGCUGGAGAUUGCCGCACGAAUGCCAGGCUCCUAUUGUGUGCAGGUGGCUGCAGUCACUGGUGCUGGGGCUGGAGAGCCCAGUAUCCCUGUCUGCCUCCUUUUAGAGCAGGCCAUGGAGCAAUCAGCACGAGACCCCAGUAAACAUGUUUCCUGGACCCUGGAACAGCUGAGGGCUACCUUGAAACGACCAGAAGUCAUUGCCAGUGGUGCCGUCCUGCUCUGGUUGCUGCUCCUAGGCAUUGCUGUGUGUAUCUACAGGCGACGGAAAGCUGGGGUGCACCUGGGCCCAGGUCUCUACAGAUACACCAGUGAGGAUGCCAUUUUAAAACACAGGAUGGACCACAGUGACUCCCCAUGGCUGGCAGACACCUGGCGCUCCACCUCUGGCUCUAGAGAUCUGAGCAGCAGCAGCAGCCUCAGUAGUCGACUAGGAGUGGACCCUCGGGACCCACUGGACGGCAGGCGUUCCUUGAUCUCCUGGGACCCCCGGAGCCCCGGUGUACCCCUGCUUCCAGACACUAGCACGUUUUACGGCUCCCUCAUUGCAGAGCAGACUUCCAGCCCUCCAGUCCGGCCAAGCCCGCAGACGCCAGCUGCUAGGCGCCUUCCACCCAAGCUGACCGGAACCUCCAGCCCCUGGGCUAGCUCAGAUAGUCUCUGCAGCCGCAGGGGACUCUGUUCCCCACGCAUGUCUCUGGCCCCUGCAGAGGCUUGGAAGGCCAAAAAGAAGCAGGAACUGCACCAAGCUAACAGCUCCCCGCUGCUCCGGGGUAGCCACCCCAUGGAAAUCUGGGCCUGGGAGUUGGGAAGCAGAGCCUCCAAGAACCUUUCUCAAAGCCCGGGCCCAAACACUUGUUCCCCACGAGAAGCUCCCGGAGCAGUGGUAGCCUGGCGUGCCCUGGGACCACAACUUCACCGCAACUCCAGUGAGCUAGCAGCUCGUCCACUCCCUCCGACACCCCUUUCUCUUCGUGGAGCCCCCAGUCAUGAUCCGCAGAGCCAGUGUGUGGAGAAGCUCCAAGCUCCCUCCUCUGACCCACUGCCAGCAGCCCCUCUCUCCGUCCUCAACUCUUCCAGGCCUUCCAGCCCCCAGGCCUCUUUCCUCUCUGUUCCUAGCCCAGGAUCCAGCAACCUGUCCAGCUCCUCACUGUCAUCCUUAGAGGAGGAGGAUCAGGACAGUGUACUCACCCCUGAGGAGGUAGCCCUGUGUCUGGAGCUCAGUGAUGGGGAGGAGACACCCACGAACAGUGUAUCUCCUAUGCCAAGAGCUCCUUCACCCCCAGCAACCUAUGGCUAUAUCAGCAUACCAACCUCCUCAGGACUGGCAGACAUGGGCAGAGCUGGUGGGGGCGUGGGGUCUGAGGUCGGGAACUUACUGUGCCCACCUCGGCUCUGCCCCACACCUACACCCAGCGAGGGCUCCCUGGCCAAUGGUUGGGGCUCAGCUUCAGAGGACAAUGUCCCCAGCGCCAGGGCCAGCCUGGUUAGCUCUUCUGAUGGCUCCUUCCUUGCUGACGCUCACUUUGCUCGUGCCCUGGCAGUGGCUGUGGACAGCUUCGGUUUCAGUCUGGAGCCCAGGGAAGCUGACUGUGUCUUUACUGAUGCCUCAUCACCCCCAUCCCCUCGGGAUGAUCUUUCUCUGACCCGAAGCUUCUCUCUGCCACUGUGGGAGUGGAGGCCAGACUGGUUGGAAGAUGCUGAGAUCAACCACACCCAGAGGCUGGGGAGGGGGCUGCCUCCCUGGCCUCCUGAUUCUAGAGUCUCUUCCCAGCGAAGUUGGCUCACUGGUGUUGUGCCCAAGGCUGGUGAUUCCUCCUGAAUUGUCCCUGAGAUGGCCAGAAGAAUACCAAGACCACUCUCCUGUCUGUCCCCAGGUCUUCUCCCAGGUGGAGGUCUUGGCUUAUGCUUCUCUGUAAUAGAGGUCCAUCAUCACUGGGCUUUUGGAGAGUCCUGUCACUGGGAUUGUUAAAACAAAUGAAAGCAAACCAAAUUAUGAUCUAGGGAGUCUUGGAUUCCCACUGAGAACAAGGCAGCAUCUUCAGGACGUCAGACUCUCUCUUCACAACUAGAACCUUUGGCCUAAGUAAGCCUGGCCCCUAUCUCCCACCCAUGUGGAUCAUGGAAAGAAGGGAAGCCAACCAUGUCUUCAGGAAGGAUCGAAAUGUCUGUUGGGGAGGGCUAUAGUGGAGGACCCAUGGAAGAGCCCUCUCAUACUUACUUGGACUCCUUAGAGACCAGCUCAGCCCUUCCCCCAGCCACACCAUACAAGGAAACUAAAGGAGCAAAGUCAUGGAUGCAGUGGGUCCUAUCUAGCAUCACAGUCAAUGCUCCAACGUGGGAUCAAUGGAGGAGGCUGGAGGAAAGGAAGCGGGAGGACGUGGAACCAAAGUACUCCUCCCAUGCCACUGCCACUGUGAGCUUACGGAACUUGAUUCUGUAAAACUGUAAAGACUUGAGUUCUGUGACAUCAUUCCUUGGGCUCUAUUUUUGGGAAGGGUGCCUGCAGAGAUGUUAAGCGUUGCCUGGCUAGCGAGGGAAUCACGUAUUCACUGUGACUUAGUGAAUGGCCUCAUUUCUUCCUGCUGUGCAAUGGAAGGGAAUGAGAUAUAUCCUGCACGUUUAAAAGGAAUGUAAAGAGGGCCGAGUGGGUCUAAGGUGCUAUAGGUCUUGGAGAGCCAGGUCCUGUUUUCUGCAGCCCCAGCUCGGCUCCCUGGAGUCACCGAUUCCAGAUGGUGUCUUAAAAUUAGACAGGCAGGCAGCUAAAUUCCAGGGAAGGUAGAAUCACCUGGGAUACUUGGCUAGUGAACACUUUUUAGACACAACUGCAGGACAGAUGGACCCUGGUGGAGGACAUGGGUCCUGAACCAGUGAAGGCCACUAGAGGGCAGGCUACCUGUAUCUCUCUCACACGUGCUGGGUAAGGUCAUGGGCAGAACUGUGCUGUAGAGCACCAUCGAGGCCAAAGAAGAUAGCUCUGGUGUGUGUGGAGGGAGGGUGUGCCGGCAGCAGGGCCCAAUGGUGCUCCUUCCCUAAACCCUGCAGCUCUUCCUGAAGACCACCCCGAGUUAGGAAGUAUGACCCGGGUGGCUGAUUUCUGAGCUAUGCUCAGUGAACCAGCCUGACUGGCUUGCAGGAUCUUGAAAAUGGGUGUGGCGCACCCAUUCAAUUCUUUUCCUGUUUUAGAUUUCUUUCUUUCUUUAGCUUUCUGGCAAAAUUCCUCUUGAAACCAUUCCAACCCUGUUUGCCAGACUGAAGGGGAAAGGGUUUCAGCACACACCAAUAUUCAGGUCAAAGUGGAGGGCCAUGUCAUGGCUCUGAAGGUCCAAGCUAUUUAGAGAACUGAGGAUGAAGCAAGCAGCCAAGGUGUGGGUCAGCUAUGGGGUGAGAGUGACAGCGACCGUGACGCAAGUCUAUGGCAGACACCCUCUGUGAAGGAGCCUGGGGCUAUGAAGCAUAUACUUUAUUCUUGGCUGGCAUGUCACUCAUAUACUCUUUGUUUUGUUUUGUUUUGUUUUGUUUUUAAACUUGUAUUUGUUGUGAUGUGAGUGAGCAGAUAGACCCUGGAGAAGGGCACCAAAGAAGAGGUUGGCUCAGUUCUCUGAAGAAGGGGCAAUAAUCUAUGUGUUGGCUAUAUGAAUACCCCUAUAGUAACAGUGUGUUGUGGUGUAGAGAUAAACUAUCCCUCCAACAGG